Messenger RNA from Scylla paramamosain (green mud crab), 1883 nucleotides. RefSeq lists its product as uncharacterized. The transcript has a single exon. The record is from RefSeq and is a predicted model, not a curated record. The coding region runs from base 1 to 465 and encodes 154 amino acids. Lineage: Eukaryota; Metazoa; Arthropoda; Malacostraca; Decapoda; Portunidae.
AUGCCACAAACACCCCUGGGAGACACCACAGCGCACACAGCCUGGAAUGAGAUGCAAGCUCUUGCUACACUGCCUGACCUCGACCCCAAAACCAACAAACCACGCCGUAUAGACCUGCUUCGCGAGCUGUGGCUGCAGCGCCUUCCCUCCUCUGUAAGAGCGGCCCUACACGAAGCGGACGACUGCCACAUGGAAGACCUAAUAAGGAAGGCUGAUAAUCUCAUCAAUGCUGCCAGGGCCUCCCGCAGCCCUGACGCCAUCUGCUCUUCCCCCGCCGAGAACCUCCCCAACACCAACGCUGCCAAGUUCGCUCCCCACAGGUGGCCACUCAACAACCAGAUACGUGACCGCAAACUAGGAGCCCAUUAUCAACUACCGCCCCAUGGAAUGUGCCACUACCACUUCAAGUUUGGAGCAGGGGCUCGAAAAUGCACCCCUGUCUGCCAGUGGCCAAAAAACGUGUAACAAGGCCACCGUUUCCCUCGACGGUGGCCUCUCAAGACCCGAACAUCCAUGCACUGGGACCACCAGGUGCAGGAUUCUUCAUCACCGAUGUCUUAUCUGGCCGGAAGUUUCUAGUGGAUACCGACGCUUUCCGUUCCCUAUUCCCAGCCACAACAGAGGAUAGGAAGCUUCCCUUGAAGAAACCACCAAACAUCAAGCUCAUUGCUGCCAACAGAAGCAACAUUCCAAUCUACGGCACCUGAACCAUCCCUAUUCAAGCAGCCGAACGCAGCUUCUCCUGGGAGUUCAUCAUCGCCGACGUCAAAACGCCUCUCCUGGGAGCAGAUUUCCUGAGCCACCAUGGAUUACUCGUCGACGUCGCCAACCGCAGACUGUUGGACGUAGCUACCUUCCACUCAACACCUCUCGGCUCCCAUCGCCGCUGCACACAAAUCUGCUCCGUGAGAACAGACACCCCCUACGACACCCUCUACCAGGAGUUCCCCGGAGUCUUCCGACCAGAGCUACGCCAGCAGCCCGGUCAGCCAGCAAAACAUGGUAUCUUCCACUACAUCAAGACAACAGGCCCUCCGGUACACUCCAGGUUUAGACGUCUGUCCCCAGAAAAACUUCAGGCAGCAAAGCAAGCUUAUGCUGACAUGGAACGGAUGGGUGUUUGUCAAAAAGCAUCGAGUCCAUGGGCAUCCCCUCUUCACCUUGUCAAAAAAGCCGAUGGAACCUGGCGGCCCUGUGGCGAUUACAGGUGCCUCAAUCUCGUCACUGAACCAGACCACUACCCCCUUCCUAACAUGGCAGACCUUAUUUCCAACCUGCAUGGGGCCAAGAUUUUUUCUAAGCUUGACCUCCUGAAAGGCUACUUUCAAGUUCCAGUACACCCCGAAGAUGUACCCAAGACAGCAAUCAUUACACCGUUCGGGACCUACACUUUCAAUUACUCCACUUUUGGCCUCCGGAAUUCAGGAGCUACCUUUCAACGGCUGAUGGAUGGCAUCCUCGGAGACCUUCCCUUCUGUGCCUGCUACAUGGACGACAUCCUAAUUUCCUCCAAGAACUCCGAAGAACACCUUCAGCAUCUCCGGGUCGUGUUGCAGUGACUCCGGGAUAAUGGCCUUGUAGCGCGCCAGGACAAGUGUCUCUUCGGUGUUACAUCUGUGGAGUUCCUUGGGCACAAGAUAUCACUGGCUGGUGUUGCCCCCCUUCCAAGCAAGGUAGACGCCAUUUCAAAAUUCCCUCAUCCUACCACCAUCAAGGGACUCCAAGAAUUCGUCGGCAUGGUAAACUACUACCACCGCUUCCUCCUGAAGAUUGCUCACACCAUGGAACCACUGUACAGUUCUCUUGCCAGCAAACCGAAGAAGCUGGAAUGGGAUUCGAAGCAACAAAAGGCUUUUGAGGAUACGAAGACCGCUCUCGCAUCA